Messenger RNA from Octodon degus (degu), 4294 nucleotides. RefSeq names its product adenylate cyclase 6 (gene Adcy6). Gene Ontology annotation, biological process: adenylate cyclase-inhibiting G protein-coupled receptor signaling pathway; cAMP biosynthetic process; adenylate cyclase-activating G protein-coupled receptor signaling pathway. The record is from RefSeq and is a predicted model, not a curated record. The coding region runs from base 2 to 3487 and encodes 1161 amino acids. The transcript is spliced from 21 exons. NCBI's taxonomy places the organism in Eukaryota, Metazoa, Chordata, Mammalia, Rodentia, Octodontidae. Gene Ontology annotation, molecular function: adenylate cyclase activity. Gene Ontology annotation, cellular component: plasma membrane.
CAUGUCAUGGUUUAGUGGCCUCCUGGUCCCCAAAGUGGAUGAACGAAAAACAGCCUGGGGAGAGCGCAAUGGACAGAAGCGCCCACGUCGGGGGCCCCGGGCCAGUGGCCUCUGCGCGCCGCGCUACAUGAGCUGCCUGCAGGGUCCAGAGCCAGCCAGCCCCAGCCCUGCAGCUCCUGCCCGGUGCCCCUGGCAGGAUGAAGCCUUCAUCCGGAGGGCCGGGCCAGGCAAGGGCAGGGAGCUGGGGCUGCGGGCCGUGGCCCUGGGCUUCGAGGACACUGAGGUGCCUCUCGCAGCGGCACCCGACGUCGCACGCAGGAGUGGCUGGUCGUGCCGGCGCCGCCUGGCACGGGUGUUCCAGUCAAAGCAGUUCCGCUCGGCCAAGCUGGAGCGCCUGUAUCAGCGCUACUUCUUCCAGAUGAACCAGAGCAGCCUGACGCUCCUGAUGGCAGCGCUCCUGCUGCUUGUGCUGGUGCUGCUGGCCUUCCACACGGCGCCGGCCAGUCCGCAGCCUGCCUAUGUGGCCCUGCUGGCCUGUGCCGCCACCCUGUUUGUGGCCCUCAUGGUGGUGUGCAACCGACACAGCUUUCGCCAGGACUCCAUGUGGGUGGUGAGCUACGUGGUGCUGGGCAUCCUGGCAGCUGUGCAGGUCGGGGGCGCCCUGGCAGCCCACCCGCGCAGCCCCUCAGUGGGCCUCUGGUGCCCCGUGUUCUUCGUGUACAUCACCUACACGCUCCUGCCCAUCCGCAUGCGGGCCGCCGUGCUUAGCGGCCUGGGCCUCUCCACCCUACAUUUGGUCCUGGCCUGGCAACUCAGCCGAGGCGACACUUUCCUCUGGAAGCAGCUCGGUGCUAACGUGGUACUGUUCCUCUGCACCAACGUCAUUGGCAUCUGCACACAUUACCCAGCCGAAGUAUCUCAGCGCCAGGCCUUUCAAGAGACCCGCGGUUACAUCCAGGCUCGGCUGCACCUGCAGCAUGAAAACCGGCAGCAGGAACGGCUGCUGCUGUCAGUGCUGCCCCAGCACGUUGCCAUGGAGAUGAAAGAAGACAUCAACACCAAGAAGGAAGACAUGAUGUUCCACAAGAUCUACAUCCAGAAGCACGACAAUGUCAGUAUCCUGUUUGCGGACAUUGAGGGCUUCACCAGCCUGGCCUCCCAGUGCACUGCGCAGGAGCUGGUCAUGACAUUGAAUGAACUCUUUGCCCGGUUUGACAAGCUGGCUGCGGAAAAUCAUUGCCUGAGGAUCAAGAUCUUAGGGGACUGUUACUACUGUGUGUCAGGGCUGCCGGAGGCCCGGGCAGACCAUGCCCACUGCUGUGUGGAGAUGGGGGUGGAUAUGAUCGAGGCCAUAUCGCUGGUGCGUGAAGUAACAGGCGUGAACGUGAACAUGCGCGUGGGCAUUCACAGUGGGCGCGUGCACUGUGGCGUCCUUGGCCUGAGGAAAUGGCAGUUUGAUGUGUGGUCCAAUGAUGUGACUCUGGCCAACCACAUGGAGGCGGGAGGCCGGGCCGGCCGCAUCCAUAUCACCCGGGCCACGCUGCAGUACCUGAAUGGGGACUACGAGGUCGAGCCGGGCCGUGGCGGUGAGCGGAAUGCCUACCUCAAGGAGCAGCGCAUCGAGACCUUCCUCAUCCUGGGAGCCAGCCAGAAACGGAAAGAAGAGAAGGCCAUGCUGGCCAGGCUGCAGCGGACCCGGGCCAAUUCCAUAGAGGGGCUGAUGCCACGCUGGGUACCUGACCGAGCCUUUUCCCGGCCCAAGGAUUCCAAGGCCUUUCGCCAGAUGGGCAUUGAUGAUUCCAGCAAAGACAACCGGGGUGCUCAGGACACUCUGAACCCUGAGGAUGAGGUGGAUGAGUUCCUGGGCCGUGCGAUUGAUGCGCGCAGCAUCGACCAGCUGCGGAAGGACCACGUGCGCCGGUUUCUGCUCACCUUUAAGAGCGAGGAUCUUGAGAAGAAGUACUCACGCAAGGUGGAUCCCCGCUUUGGGGCCUACGUUGCCUGUGCCCUGCUGGUGUUCUGCUUCAUCUGCCUCAUCCAGCUCCUUGUCUUCCCCCACUCCACCCUGAUGUUUGUGAUCUACGCCAGUGUCUUCCUGCUGUUGCUGCUCACCGUGCUGAUCUGUGCUGUGUACUCCUGUGGCUCUCUAUUCCCCAAGGCCCUGCAGCGUCUGUCCCGAAGCAUCGUUCGCUCUCGGGCACACAGCACCGCAGUUGGCAUCUUUUCAGUCCUGCUUGUAUUCAUCUCUGCCGUUGCCAAUAUGUUCACCUGUAACCACACACCUAUACGGACCUGUGCAGCCCGGAUGCUGAAUUUAACUCCUGCUGACAUCACCGCAUGCCACCUGCAGCAGCUCAAUUACUCUCUGGGCCCUGAUGCUCCCCUGUGUGAGGGCGCCGCACCCACCUGCAGCUUCCCCGAGUACUUCACUGGGAACAUGUUGCUGAGUCUCCUGGCCACUUCUGUCUUUCUGCACAUCAGCAGUAUUGGCAAGCUGGCCAUGAUCUUCAUCUUGGGGCUCAUCUAUCUGGUGCUGCUUUUGCUGGGUCCCCCAGCCACCAUCUUUGACAAUUAUGACCUGCUGCUUGGUGUCCAUGGCUUGACUUCUUCCAAUGGGACCUUCAGUGGGCUAGACUGCCCAGCUGUAGGGCGGGUGGCACUGAAACACAUGACGCCUGUGAUCCUGCUGGUGUUUGCCCUCGCGCUGUAUCUGCACGCCCAGCAGGUGGAGUCGACUGCCCGCCUGGAUUUCCUCUGGAAACUGCAGGCGACGGGGGAGAAGGAGGAGAUGGAGGAGCUCCAGGCCUACAACCGGCGGCUGCUGCACAACAUCCUGCCCAAGGACGUGGCUGCCCACUUCCUGGCCCGGGAGCGCCGGAAUGAUGAGCUCUACUACCAGUCUUGUGAGUGUGUGGCCGUCAUGUUCGCCUCCAUUGCCAACUUCUCUGAGUUCUAUGUGGAGCUGGAGGCCAACAACGAGGGCGUUGAGUGCUUGCGGCUGCUCAACGAGAUCAUUGCUGACUUUGAUGAGAUUAUCAGCGAGGAGCAGUUCCGGCAGCUGGAGAAGAUCAAGACGAUUGGUAGCACCUACAUGGCAGCCUCGGGGCUGAACGCCAGCACCUACGAUCAGGUGGGCCGCUCCCACGUUGCGGCCCUUGCGGACUACGCCAUGCGGCUCAUGGAGCAGAUGAAGCACAUCAAUGAGCACUCCUUCAACAACUUCCAGAUGAAGAUCGGGCUGAACAUGGGCCCAGUCGUGGCAGGUGUUAUUGGAGCUCGGAAGCCACAGUAUGACAUCUGGGGGAACACAGUAAAUGUCUCUAGUCGCAUGGACAGCACAGGGGUCCCUGACCGGAUACAGGUGACCACGGACCUGUACCAGGUUUUAGCUGCCAAGGGCUACCAACUGGAGUGUCGAGGGGUGGUCAAGGUGAAGGGCAAGGGGGAGAUGACCACCUAUUUCCUCAAUGGGGGCCCCAGCAGUUAGCAGGGCCCUGCUGCAGAUUCCACUGAAGGGACCAAGGCGGGUGUUGAGUGUGCUCUGUGCUUGCUGGGUGGAGCUGGGCGGGGACCCUGAGCCUCCAGACCUUGCUGAUCGUGGCCAGAGGGAUGGAGCACCCAGGCCAGCUGCACCUCUGUGCAGACUGCCCUCAGCCUGGGAACAGGGACACCUAGAAGAUUAUCCAACUGACUUUUUAAUUGGGGUAGGGCUGUUUCUUCUAGCUUUUGGGAGCAGUAGAGGAAGCAGCACAGACAGGGGAACCCUCAGGCCUGAGAGAUUAAAAGGGCAGUUUGCUUGCUUACCUUUUCCCCAUCUAGACUGACGCAGGGCUGGCUCUUUCCUUUCGGUUUCCUGGGAGCAGGCGCAGGGAGUGCCUGCUCCAUACCUGCCUUUGCGUGCUGCAUUCCCAGCACUAGUCUUGGGCCUGCUGGUCCUAUGCAGGUCCCCCUCCUAGCACAGGGCAGCUGUUCUGAGGAUCCGGCUGUACCCACAUUUCAGGGGAAUGUUUCCAUUUGCCAAAUCCUAGUCCUGGGAUCCGUCCCCAAAGGGGAGCAGAAGGACCUGGGACAGUUCAGCUUUAGCCCCAGCUCCUGCACAUUCCAGGGAGAGGGGUGUCUGGCCUCACUGGCACUGUGAGAAGGCCCAGCCAGAGCCAGCAUGGUGUGGCUGUGGAGGGUCAGAUGGCCAGAAGCUGGGCAGUCACCUACAGGUGCCAAAGAACGCAGGCAGCUGGGUCGGGCACGGUGCCAGGCUUGAUCCGAGGCUCAGCUCUAGCUAGGAUCAGCCUUCUCG